Molecule: messenger RNA, 745 nt
Organism: Olea europaea var. sylvestris
Lineage: Eukaryota; Viridiplantae; Streptophyta; Magnoliopsida; Lamiales; Oleaceae
Exons: 4
Coding region: 1-447 (148 amino acids)
Source: RefSeq, a predicted model, not a curated record
AUGGUGAAACCUUGUUUGUUCUUGUUGAAUUNAGAUAAGAUAUCAAGACAGGAGAGAAAUGCUUUGAGAAAAGAGAGAGAGAGUCUGCGACAAGCAAAACAGAGUGCUUAUGUACGAGAAUUGAUGAAUGAUCUGGAAGGAAGACCUGAAGAGAUCACAGAAACUGUAGGACCCGAAAGUAGGGAAUUGACGAAGUAUAUAGCAAAGAUGGAAGAACGUGCACAACAAGAGGAGGAACAUUUCACACGUGCUCCACUGACGAAAUCAGAGAAAAAGACAAUGAAACAUUUGAAGAAGUCUAGAAAUGGGUUACUUGGUCUGACAGAAAGUUUCUAUGAUGAAAUUAAAAGUUUACCUUUGGGGGACAGCUUAACCGAGCAAACAACUGCCUUUGACAUUGGUAGCCAUGGAGAUAGAAAAUUUAAGAGGCGCAAGAGGAAACAUUGAGUGACAGCAACCUAAUCCAAGUGAAUUUAGAAACCAAAUGACACUUGAUUACCAUGUCUUCUCGAGCAAAGUUGUUAAAGUUCAUUUGGAUCACUCAGAAUACAGCUUCACUGGAGAAACAGAACCAUCUUUUAUGGCACUUGAAUGAAGGCUUGUAUACAGAAGGUAUCAUCAUAUUACCGUCUUUUGAAAGUAGUUUCAUGUCGAGAAAAUUAACUGAUUGUAGAGAGUUAUUCUCUAAAGAAACGUGCCAUAUAAGGAAUGCCCCAUUGAGUACAAAAUUUAUUUCGUUUGGUCA